Peronospora belbahrii is the source of this 654-nucleotide messenger RNA. NCBI's taxonomy places the organism in Eukaryota, Oomycota, Peronosporomycetes, Peronosporales, Peronosporaceae. The record is from the annotation of a GenBank genome assembly.
AUGCUGACCAACGCUGCUGACUACUGCCUCAUCUUCCCAACACUAGACAUGGCUACAUCACCGAAUAAACGUCGACGAGUGCGUCAACUUGUACUUGAAGCUGCUAAGACUCGAGCCAAUGAGGUCUUGACGUUAAAGGAUAAUGUGUGUAAUCAAGAAUUGCUUGCACCAUUUAGUCCAUCGCCAAUUGCGGUGAUUGACGCCGUGUGGACAAAGCUUGAGGCUGCUCAAGCUGCAUUAUCGUCGGAUGAUCUUUUGAUGGAUUUGGGCUGUGGAGACGGACGUUGGUUAAUUUCAGCAGUCAAGCGAUUCGGUUGCAAUGCAAUGGGUGUAGAAUUGAAUGAUAAGUUGGUCAAAAAAGCGCAGGAACAAGUGCAGAUGGAAAAUUUGCAAGCCCAGAUUCAGGUGGUGCUGGGAGACGUGAUGCUCAUGGAUAUCUCAAACGCAAAGCUGGUUAUUGUAUACGCGUUCGCCAAGUCGCUAACAAACAUUGCAGAAAGAUUGAAGAACCAAUUGAAAGAGGAUGCAAAAGUGCUGUCGAUUGGGUUCCGAAUUCCAACGUGGAAACCGCAUUGGAGUGAGUGUGAAGGAGGAUUACGCUGGUACAUCUACUAUCUAAGUGACUGUAUUCAAAGCAGAAGUGGGAGUGUUUGA